This is a messenger RNA of Priapulus caudatus, 2160 nucleotides long. RefSeq lists its product as uncharacterized. The record is from RefSeq and is a predicted model, not a curated record. NCBI's taxonomy places the organism in Eukaryota, Metazoa, Priapulida, Priapulimorpha, Priapulimorphida, Priapulidae. The transcript has 4 exons. Gene Ontology annotation, molecular function: calcium ion binding. Bases 386 to 1264 code for a protein of 292 amino acids. Gene Ontology annotation, cellular component: endoplasmic reticulum.
CGCCGGGCUUCACAGUUAUUAGUCAAGAUCGGCCUCAUCGGUGGAUACGAAAGUGUCGACGCAAAACAUUAGAACCAAUAGAACAUCUCACGAAAGGUCUUCGAACACGACGCAGAGCACUCUACAAAACUAUAUAAAGUCUAGCAGGCGUCCCGUCGUUGCUGCGAGUCUAUAGUCACGAAGGUGCGCGGCAUGGUUACGACGGAAGCUGAGUGAAACUACAUUAGAACGGCGUCUUCAUCCACCAUUGACACCCGUUAGUGCAGCUGCUGUUACGACGGAAGCUGAGUAAAACGACAUUAGAACGACAUCUUCACCCACCAUUGACACCAGUUAGUGCAGUAACCCUACGGUGUAGCACAACGACUGGCCGCCAGCCGAGAAGAUGGGGCGUGCGCUCGCACUGCUGCUCGUGGUAACGGCUGUGGCGUGCGUGGUUACCGUACACGGAUGCGGUUUCUCCGGACCGGAUACGCUCAACCCUCUCUCCAUGAUGGACAACGAAUCGACACUGCUCGUCGUCUUUCGCGGAGCGGAGCGACUCAACUUCAACAGCUACGACUACAACUACGACGGCCUCGUGUCGCGAGACGAGAUGUUCUACGAGCUGGGCAUUCCCGAAAUCCGAAAUCCGACCGGCCGGAUCCGCCUGCUGCGGCUCACGAACGAACAAUUCAUCCAGGCCGACCGCAACGGCGACAACUUGCUGACCUGCGUGGAGUUCCGCGCUGCCCCGCUGUGGUCACUGCAACACCAGACGAACAUAACGUGCGACAUGUCUGACUACUAUGUGUUCCUACAGAGCAGUGUCAGUGCGAGACUGUUCGAGUUCGAUUUCUACGACGCCGACCAUAACGGCGAGUUAUCGCAGAGCGAGGUCAUUCGGCGGACGAGAAUGGAGAGGAUGAUAGACAAACUGAACGUCCGGCGAGCGUUUAUGAACGCCGACACAGAUCAUAACGAUGCGGUGAGUACGAAUGAAUUCACGAACGCCGAAUUCUGGAGACACUGGAACGACCGCCAUUUUAGGCUCGUUCGCGAAAUACACGACGCACUGCACAAGUUCACAUCCUACGAUUUGAAUGGAGACGGCUACAUCACCGAGGACGAAGUCACGGACACCCUCUCCGUCGACACUGAGGAAUUCCUGUGGGCGUUUCUCACCGCAGACACAAGCGGUGACCACCUUGUUACAUGUGCCGAGUUCAAAAAUGCCAUCUUCUGGCCAGAAGACAUCAAACACAACAUUUCAUGUCCAUCAUAAUGACAUCCAGAGACAGUUCUAAUCACAUUCUCAGGAACUUUUACUUUCAUCCGUUUAUACAUAGAAAGCAGUGUUAUAUCCUACGCAGGUAUAACAUACCACAUUCGCUUAUGAGAGGCAAGACAUUUUUGUAAGUACAUGCGCGAAAGAAAAAGUGGAACAUAAAAGGAGACUAGAAUUCAAUAGUGGUUGUAAGUAUGCCACCUACUGGCAAGGAAGUGUUAACAAUUAAAGUAAAGUUGUGUUGUGUAGCUAAAAUUAAGCGGUCAAGUCCUAAUGAUGUAUUGUAAAUUUAAAAUACUAUUGCUGUAGAUAUUAGCUGAUAGAUACAACAUUGCACGUGAGAAUACAGGCAGUUUUGUUACUUGAAUGUGUAAUUUACCAUAUAGCAAUUGUACAAUAGGUUAUAACCUAUGGCCAGUUAUUCAAGAACUGAUUAUAACUACUGAAUGUCUGUAUACAUAAUAUACUUGUCUGUAUAAGCAGAAAAAUAGCCAGCCAAACAGAAAAAUUGUGUGUAAAUGAUUAUUUUAAAAACAAACAUAUUAAGUUUGGGAUAAUGGCAAAUUAUCCACAUUUCGAUUCUGGAAUUUAGUCAUAAAUAUAUAGAUUAAGUUGGGAAUGAUUAAUCAUUAUUUAACAGAACUAUACUCGUUUUUAUCUAUAUUAAAACUACUAGUCUGAAUUGGAAAAAUGAAUUCUCACUGGCAGUGCCAGAAUAUGACAAUGUGUCAGAGAAACUAAAAAUACAGCUGACAGUUGAAAAAGUGAUAUCAUGUUGUGAGUGAUCUUUUGACAUCCAAAUUCAUAUGUGCAAACUUUUCAGUAUUACAUCUGAUCGCACUUGGGCCGUUUCAAUAAUAAAAUGACUGUAAAUAAACACAAAUUGUAUUUAC